Talpa occidentalis (Iberian mole) is the source of this 3086-nucleotide messenger RNA. It is a transcript of the gene GTF2F2, whose product is annotated as general transcription factor IIF subunit 2. NCBI's taxonomy places the organism in Eukaryota, Metazoa, Chordata, Mammalia, Eulipotyphla, Talpidae. Gene Ontology annotation, biological process: transcription by RNA polymerase II; transcription initiation at RNA polymerase II promoter. The record is from RefSeq and is a predicted model, not a curated record. The transcript has 8 exons. Gene Ontology annotation, cellular component: transcription factor TFIIF complex. Bases 177 to 926 code for a protein of 249 amino acids.
CCGGCUCCCAGCGGCGUGUACCUUUCCCCAGGUUUCCUGCACCCUGGCCAGUCCCCACGGGUUGUUCGCGGUCGGGUUUCCGCCGCAACUAGCCCAGUGCUCGCACGCGGACCCCGCAGCUCCCCAGUUCCCGGCACCGCUGCUCUGGGUUGCACGUUUCCACCGGCUGCCGACCGAUGGCCGAGCGCGGGGAACUCGACUUGACCGGCGCUAAACAGAACACCGGAGUGUGGCUGGUCAAGGUUCCUAAAUAUUUGUCACAGCAGUGGACUAAAGCCCCUGGAAGAGGUGAAGUUGGGAAACUGAGGAUUGCCAAGAAUCAAGGAAGGACCGAGGUGUCAUUUACUUUGAAUGAGGAUUUAGCAAAUAUUCAUGAUAUCGGUGGAAAACCAGCUUCAGUCAGUGCUCCUAGAGAACAUCCAUUUGUCUUGCAAAGUGUUGGAGGACAGACAUUAACAGUAUUUACCGAGAGCUCAUCAGAUAAGCUUUCAUUGGAAGGAAUAGUGGUACAAAGAGCUGAGUGCCGACCUGCUGCCAGUGAAAACUACAUGAGAUUAAAGAGAUUGCAAAUAGAAGAGUCCUCCAAGCCUGUAAGGUUAUCACAACAACUGGACAAAGUAGUGACAACCAAUUACAAGCCUGUUGCUAAUCAUCAAUACAAUAUUGAAUAUGAAAGAAAAAAGAAAGAAGAUGGAAAACGAGCUCGAGCUGAUAAACAACAUGUUUUAGACAUACUAUUUUCAGCUUUUGAAAAACAUCAAUACUACAAUCUUAAGGACUUGGUGGACAUCACAAAGCAGCCUGUGACCUACCUGAAGGAAAUCUUAAAUGAAAUUGGUACUCAGAAUGUAAAAGGGAUCCACAAAAACACAUGGGAACUCAAGCCAGAGUACAGACAUUAUCAAGUAGAAGAAAAGAAUGACUAAGGAGACUAAACCAGCUUGCUAACAGAACGACUAAAGAAUGAUGUGCUAAGCAAAGAGCACUGAUACUUGAAUUCAUAAGCACCAUCUGUUAUAGGGUAAAAUGACUGAUACUUUCAUUGUCUGACUAAAUUGUUUAAACCAGUAAUUCUUGUAAAGUUACUUAAUGUUUUUGGAGAAGAAAAAACAUUUAUUAUAGACUUAACCUGUAUUAAAACAGAUUAUUCAUAAUGGAAUUAGGGAUUGAAGGAUUAGAAGGGUUUUUCUUUUUAAAUACUAACUUUUAAAAUGUAAAAUUAGGGAAUAUUUUCCAAGUGAGAACUUUCCUUGUUUUAUCUAGGAGAAGAUGAGAUAAUACAGAUCCAAAGUGAGUGACCUAGCAAGAAAAAGUAGUCAAUUACAGAAACCUUUACAAGGAAUAAAAAGCCAAAAUUCCUUAUUCUGAAAUUGUCAAAGAACAAAGCUGUCUUUAUUUAUUUUUUUACAGGUGAUCAUGUUUCACAUUCACAUACAUGAGUAAAAGGAGAGCAUUUGUGUUUGCAUUAAGAAGGCAGUUUUCCUUGUUAGCUUAUUUUAUCCUAAUCAUGAUGACAUAAGAAAUGGGGGGUGGAUUGAAGGGGGGGAGGAAGAAUCAUGGUCUAGCAGUGUUUGCUUUUAAAGUAAUUAGAAAUGAAAUAUUUUUCCAGAAAUUCAAAAUAUGUGUUCCCCAUCCAGAUUUCAAGCUCUCUAAGACUAAUUUUGCCUUAGAAUUUUAUUUCAUACUCAGCAGGCAUGUAUUGACUGUCACGUGACUGGUGAUGUCGAGUAACUAAAGGAGGGUUGCAGGAGUGAAGUUGAUGUUGUAUAAGCAGAAAGGUUGAUGUCAAUUCCUGGGGGGUGAAAAUGUUUCUCAAGUCUUUCUUUUUAACCAAUUUUAAAUAAAAGCAAUAUAUGUCCAUGGUUAAUUUUUUCUAGCCCCAAAUCUUAUUUAUUAGGCAAUCCAAAAUCAUACCUACAAACAGAGCCACCAAAACAAAAGACAACUUAGUGAACUAAACACAAUGAAAGUUGCUUUUUACUCAUUCAUUUUGCCACCUGCUUCUGUUAUGCGUCCAACAAAGAAGUAGCAACCCAGAAUUUUGAGAAAAUGUUGUGUAGUUAAAACAAAUCAAGGAAAUAACUGUCCAGUGAGAUAAAUAUUUUUUGUUUUAUUUUUAGCAGCAAAACACCAGAAUCCCAAGGUUGACUGCCACUGCACUAAGAAAAUUUUUAUAUUUGCAUUUUCUCAAAUAAAAUCAUGACUAAGGAGGAUGCUCCCAUUCCUCACCACACCUCCAAUGUCUUAUCCUACCUUGUUCCGGUGUACAAACCAAAUGUCAUAUCCCCAUUAUCUUCUAAUUCUUGACUACUAGAGGUUCAGUAUCUGGAUGCAAAUGAUACUGGUGUGAAAGACGUAUAUAGAACUGAGAAUUCUGCAGGCGUGCGUGUACUUGGUUCAUAGCAUGUGUGUUCCCCAAGCCCUUGUCUUUUCUAUAGUACUGCCCUGAAACACGCCUAUGUCACCUCUCCCCUGCCUUCUGUUGUUGUGGCAACAGUGCCUAUCUGGAUGAACUUGGUGGCUGUUCAUGGAGAUUUCAGGUUACAACUGUGUCUCAUUUGAAACUAUGCUUUACUAUUUCUGUCAACUUGAUUUCUUUGGUUCCUUUUAGUUUUCUUUUUACCUUAUCAUGAACGUAUCUACUUGAGUCUCUUAAACAGUUGUUAUCAAGUCAGUAAGAUAACUAACAUAGGUGGUAAACUGGUGUCAUUCGCAAUAAAUGAUUAAAGUAUGAUUAUCAAUCAUGGAGGAGACUCAUCCUUCCAUGAAGUUUCCCUUAUUCUUUUAUUUCAGAACUCUCUUGCUCUGAUAAAUACGCUUUUGGCAGCCCCAAAUCAGGAAGUAGGAAUCAUAGCCCUUCUAGGCUCUGAGACUGAAAGGAAGGCUGAUAAGGGAGACAUACAACUGGUCAAUUGUCACAUUGUAUGAGGACAGGAAGUCCAUAUUUAAUAGGUGAGAUUGUUAAACUCAAUUGGUGCACACAUUUAGAGGAUGUGUUAGCUGACAAAGUGUAAUAGUGCUAUAUUGGAAAGAUUUGAAAUUAUAUGUUGCCACAGUAACUUCUAAAGCGUAUGUCUUAAAAAAGG